This is a messenger RNA of Venustampulla echinocandica, 939 nucleotides long. RefSeq lists its product as uncharacterized. Bases 1 to 939 code for a protein of 312 amino acids. NCBI's taxonomy places the organism in Eukaryota, Fungi, Ascomycota, Leotiomycetes, Helotiales, Pleuroascaceae. The transcript has 3 exons. The record is from RefSeq and is a predicted model, not a curated record. Gene Ontology annotation, molecular function: tricarboxylate secondary active transmembrane transporter activity. Gene Ontology annotation, biological process: mitochondrial citrate transmembrane transport; alpha-ketoglutarate transport. Gene Ontology annotation, cellular component: mitochondrion.
AUGUCCGUCGCCGCGCCAGUCGCCAAUGUUCUCCCCGAGAAGAAGCCAGUCAAGUUCAGCAAUCUGCUCUUGGGAGCUGGCUUGAACUUGUUCGAGGUCACCACGCUGGGGCAGCCGCUGGAGGUCAUCAAGACCACCAUGGCUGCCAAUCGAGGUGAUAGCUUUGCAGGCGCCCUGACGAGAAUCUGGGGUAGAGGUGGAGUUCUUGGCUUCUACCAGGGUCUCAUUCCAUGGGCCUGGAUCGAAGCCUCGACCAAAGGCGCCGUCCUCCUCUUCGUGGCAUCCGAAGCCGAAUACUACGCCCGAACUUUCGGAGCUGGUGACUUCACCGCCGGUAUCUCAGGAGGUGUCACAGGUGGUGUCGCACAAGCCUAUGCCACGAUGGGCUUCUGCACCUGCAUGAAGACUGUCGAGAUGACCAAGUCGAAGCUCGCCGCGGCCGGAGUUAAGCCUCCCGGUACCUUCGCAACCUUCAUGGACAUCUACCGCAAGGAGGGCAUCAAGGGCAUCAACAAGGGCGUCAACGCCGUGGCCAUCAGACAGAUGACCAACUGGGGAUCGCGUUUCGGUCUUUCUCGGUUGGCCGAGCAGGGCAUUAGAAGGGUCACUGGUAAGAAGGAGGGAGCGAAGCUGAGCGCUUGGGAAAAGAUCCUGGCCUCUGGCUUGGGUGGUGGUCUUAGUGCUUGGAAUCAGCCUAUCGAGGUCAUCCGCGUCGAGAUGCAGAGCAAGACGAUAGAUCCUAAUCGGCCGGCUAAGAUGACCGUUGGGAAUACUUUGCAGUACAUCUACUCGCAAAAUGGGGUUAAGGGUUUGUAUCGUGGCGUUGUUCCUCGUAUUGGGUUGGGCGUUUGGCAGACUAUCUGCAUGGUUGCUAUGGGUGAUAUGGCCAAGACUUAUGUUGAGAAGAUCACUGGAGAUCAGGUCACGGCUAAGCAUUAG